UUAGCAUGGUGAUGCCUUAGUGGAAGCCCCCAUCAACUUGUCACCGACGAUUAGGUAUCGGCCCUGUUUACCGCGCCCUAUCUCUCUUCAUCAUUAUUAUUGUUGUUGUUGUUGUUGUUGCUCUGUCCUAAAUGGACUUGGAGAUCUUGUCAGGACUAUUUAAUACCUCUUGAUAUCCUCAUCUUUCGGUCGUCUAUUACCACAGGUUACGGAAACUCUAGCCAUUUGCUUCCUAGCCAUUGGCUCCAGCUCCUCUCCCGAUAGAACACACCUUCAUCGCUUUUAUCCUCUUAGGGAGAAUAUAUGUUGCCAAAUUCAACAUGCAAAUUCCGAUCAUCGCUAGUGCCCUCUUGUGCGCCAACCUGGUGCUCGCCGCCCCUGGCACGUCCAUGCGUAGCCAGCGAGCGAGUGACCGCAUUGCCGAGAGAAGAAUCAAUCGCUCUUCCAACAUCAACCAGCGCGUUGACAAUGAAUUGGGAGUAGCUAGCAAGAACGGCACCUCUCAUGUUGAAUACAGCUCUAACUGGGCGGGCGCUGUGCUCAUUGGCAGCGGCUACAAGACUGUGACCGGCACAUUUGUCGUCCCCACGCCUAAGGUACCCUCUGGUGGCAGCAGCUCGACGACUUAUUCUGCGUCCGCUUGGGUCGGUAUCGACGGUGACACCUGCCAGACUGCUAUCCUACAGACUGGUGUUGACUUCACCAUCCAGGGGUCCUCAGUGACCUACGAUGCGUGGUUCGAGUAUUAUCCCGAUUAUGCUCAUGAUUUCUCUGGCAUCCCGAUUAAGGCUGGUGACACUAUCACCGUGACCGUCACUGCUAGCAGCACAACUGCCGGAACGGCUGUCAUUGAGAACGUGACAACUGGCAAGACUGUCAGCCACAGUUUCUCUGGCGAGUCUUAUGCACUCUGCGAGACCAACGCCGAAUGGAUUGUCGAGGACUUUGAAAGCGGUGGCAGCCUUGUUAGCUUUGCAAACUUCGGAACUGUCGAAUUCACCGGCGCAUCCGUUAACGGUGGCACCGAUACCAGCGGCGCAACUAUCAUUGACAUCCAGCAGAGCGGCAAGGUCUUGACUGACUGCUCGGCUUCCGGAUCCACCGUCACCUGCGCAUAUUCGGGCUAGGUUCAAGGCCCCUAUGGCCAUGCUUAGCAACCACUGUAGCUUAUCUUCCCAAGACGCUCGACAAUUUAUCAUCCAAGGGUGGGAUAAUUACAUAGGUGCUUAUCGGAUUAUAUAGUCUAUCAGCUUAGCUCUGGAUUGAACAUUUCCAAAUACUCAGUUCCGAAAGGUUCUAUCCUCUAGAAGGAAUAAUACUGUUCAUUAACUGAUUUAUUCCUUUUUCACUGCCAAACCUGUCCAUCUUCGAGUUGGCAAUAUAGUCUUUAUAGCCUAAUGUGCAAGUGAAAUGCAUACAUGUAGAUAGGUAGCUAGCUUGAAGCACUUUAUGUACCUUUUAGUAUAUCAACUACGCGGGACCGAUUAAACUAAGUGAAA
Annulohypoxylon maeteangense is the source of this 1499-nucleotide messenger RNA. Its product is annotated as peptidase A4 family-domain-containing protein. NCBI's taxonomy places the organism in Eukaryota, Fungi, Ascomycota, Sordariomycetes, Xylariales, Hypoxylaceae. The record is from RefSeq and is a predicted model, not a curated record. Gene Ontology annotation, biological process: proteolysis. Bases 321 to 1127 code for a protein of 268 amino acids. The transcript is spliced from 3 exons. Gene Ontology annotation, molecular function: glutamic-type endopeptidase activity.